Vitis riparia (riverbank grape) is the source of this 1969-nucleotide messenger RNA. RefSeq names its product UDP-glucose 6-dehydrogenase 3. The transcript has 2 exons. Gene Ontology annotation, biological process: glycosaminoglycan biosynthetic process. Gene Ontology annotation, molecular function: UDP-glucose 6-dehydrogenase activity; NAD binding. Gene Ontology annotation, cellular component: cytosol; nucleus. Lineage: Eukaryota; Viridiplantae; Streptophyta; Magnoliopsida; Vitales; Vitaceae. The record is from RefSeq and is a predicted model, not a curated record. The coding region runs from base 152 to 1594 and encodes 480 amino acids.
GAUCAUCAGAUCCCCACAUUCUUCGCCACAAGAAGCUCUCUCCCUUCUCACCACCUUCAUUUUCUUCCGCCCCCUCUCUCUCUCUCUCAUCUUUCUCUCUCCCCAAACAAUUCCCACGAACCCAUCUCAAGGGUGUUGGUAAGAAACAAAGAUGGUGAAGAUUUGUUGCAUUGGGGCUGGCUAUGUGGGGGGCCCAACCAUGGCUGUGAUUGCCCUCAAGUGCCCGGAUAUCGAAGUGGCGGUUGUCGACAUCUCUGUAGGCAGGAUCAAUGCCUGGAACAGUGAUCAAUUGCCUAUCUAUGAGCCAGGCCUUGAUGAGGUGGUGAAGCAGUGUAGAGGGAAGAACCUUUUCUUCUCCACAGAUGUGGAGAAGCAUGUUUCUGAGGCAGACAUAGUGUUUGUUUCAGUCAACACACCAACUAAAACUCAGGGGCUUGGAGCUGGCAAGGCAGCUGAUCUGACUUAUUGGGAGAGCGCUGCUCGAAUGAUUGCCGAUGUAUCCAAGUCUGAUAAAAUUGUUGUUGAGAAAUCGACAGUCCCUGUGAAGACAGCUGAGGCCAUAGAAAAAAUUCUGACCCACAACAGCAAGGGGAUCAACUUCCAGAUUCUAUCCAACCCAGAAUUCCUUGCUGAGGGAACUGCAAUUCAGGAUCUUUUCAAUCCAGAUCGGGUCCUCAUAGGAGGUAGGGAGACACCUGAGGGUCAGAAGGCAAUCAAGGCACUGAGAGAUGUAUAUGCCCAUUGGGUCCCUGUGGAGCGUAUUAUUUGCACCAAUCUUUGGUCUGCUGAGCUCUCAAAGCUCGCUGCCAAUGCCUUUUUGGCACAGAGGAUCUCUUCGGUUAAUGCCAUGUCAGCUCUCUGUGAGGCCACUGGCGCAGAUGUCACUGAAGUGUCUCAUGCUGUUGGUAAGGACACAAGAAUUGGGCCCAAGUUCCUGAACGCCAGUGUUGGUUUCGGUGGCUCCUGCUUCCAGAAGGAUAUCUUGAACUUGGUAUAUAUCUGUGAGUGCAAUGGGCUUCCUGAGGUAGCAAACUACUGGAAACAGGUCAUUAAGGUGAAUGACUACCAGAAGACCCGCUUUGUUAACCGGGUGGUUUCCUCAAUGUUUAACACAGUCUCUGGCAAGAAGAUCGCCAUUCUAGGCUUUGCCUUCAAGAAGGACACUGGUGACACAAGGGAGACCCCAGCCAUUGAUGUGUGCAAGGGGCUGUUGGGUGACAAAGCCCAUUUGAGCAUAUAUGACCCUCAGGUUUCAGGGGAGCAGAUUCAGAGGGAUCUUGCAAUGAAGAAGUUUGAUUGGGACCAUCCAAUUCAUCUUCAACCCUUGAGCCCCACCUCUGUGAAGCAAGUCAGUGUGGUCUGGGAUGCCUAUACUGCUACAAAGGAUGCCCAUGGAAUCUGCAUCCUGACCGAGUGGGAUGAGUUCAAGUCCCUUGAUUACAAGAAGAUCUAUGACAACAUGCAGAAACCCGCAUUCGUCUUUGAUGGGCGGAACGUUGUGGAUGCAGAGAAACUGAGGGAAAUCGGAUUCAUCGUUUACUCCAUUGGUAAGCCAUUGGAUGCAUGGCUCAAGGACAUGCCCGCUGUGGCAUAAAGACCCAGAAGGAGAAGCACACAAUCUGGUGUGCCAUGGGGCUGGUUGAGGGUUUAGAAUCCAUAUCUGAGAGAAGUAUGAAGUUUGAUCAUCCUAUAUCAUUUUUCCUUCCAUUUUGCCUUAUAUUUCUUCUAGUUCCGGGGCUCUGUUUCUUAAGCUUUACUUUGUAUAAUGGAUUCCAUGACACACUGGUGUCUGAAUCUCUGUCUAGCUAAUAGAUAGCCUGAAUUUGUUGUUAACUUUGUUCCAAUGUAAUAAAUCAUAAGUCAGAAGAUUAUGUAUCCAUUUUCUCUGUUUACCCCACCAAUAUCAUUUAUACAUCCAGAAAAUUUUCUCAGCAGAAGAAUGAAGAUUAUGGAUUGUUUCCUGGAAAAA